UGCCAAUUGUACAAUAAAUUAAUGUUUCAACUUAAUUAACAGAAAAAGUCGUGGUUUAUAAGAGAAAAUGACGCUCUAUCACUUUGGAAACUGUGUUGCGCUUCUUUUGCCAUAUUACUUUACAUACAAAUACUCGGGCCUGUCAGAGUAUGGCGCAUUCUGGAAAUGCGUGCAAGCGGGUUGUAUUUACAUAUUCACACAGCUCUGUAAAAUGCUCGUUUUAGCCACAUUCUUCUACUCGGAUUCAGCGUCAAAUAGCGGGGAGUUCAAUUUCUUUGCGGAGAUUCUGCGCUGCAGCGUGGAUGUGGCAGAUCUACUUGGGUUCGCGCUAAUUCUAAGCCGCAUACCUGGCAAGGGCCAUUCCAAACUUAUUACCGCUGGGCUGGGUUGGGCUACCGCGGAGGUAAUACUCUCCCGUGGCAUUAUGCUGUGGGUGGGCGCCCGCGGCACCGAGUUCAGCUGGAUCUACAUCCAGAAAUGCCUGGAGUCCAAUGUCCUGCUCGUACAGCACCUGACCACUGCCACGCUGAUUUGGCUGUUUACGCGACAUGAUCUCAACAAGGCAUUAAAACCACUAGUCUCCAUUUUGCUGGCAGUCACCAUUUUCAAAGGCGUCUGGCUGGAAGGACUGUUGCAUAUACUGAGCAUUGGACCCUGGUCAGCGAUUGCGGUUAAGGCGCUGGUGGCCGCCAUCAUCGGCUUCAGUUCGCUGCAUAUUUAUGCGGGUUUGGCCCAGCAAAUUGGUAUUUAAUUUCAAUAAUUUUGUUUCAUAUAUUUUGGUUGUCCUGGGAUUAAGUACAGAAGUUUAAGACAAAAGAUAACAAAGAACGAUUUAGAGAAUUACAAAAAUGUUAAUGAAUUAUAGUUAUGAUAACGAUAACAA
Molecule: messenger RNA, 883 nt
Organism: Drosophila montana
Lineage: Eukaryota; Metazoa; Arthropoda; Insecta; Diptera; Drosophilidae
Product: BOS complex subunit TMEM147
Exons: 4
Coding region: 68-751 (227 amino acids)
Source: RefSeq, a predicted model, not a curated record